Bombyx mandarina (wild silkworm) is the source of this 1405-nucleotide messenger RNA. It is a transcript of the gene stg1, whose product is annotated as stargazin-like protein. Gene Ontology annotation, molecular function: channel regulator activity; voltage-gated calcium channel activity. Gene Ontology annotation, biological process: postsynaptic neurotransmitter receptor diffusion trapping; positive regulation of synaptic transmission, glutamatergic; regulation of AMPA receptor activity. Lineage: Eukaryota; Metazoa; Arthropoda; Insecta; Lepidoptera; Bombycidae. Gene Ontology annotation, cellular component: AMPA glutamate receptor complex; postsynaptic density membrane. The record is from RefSeq and is a predicted model, not a curated record.
AUGUGGGGCGGCGGUGCGCAGUGCGUGCACGCGUCGUUGCCUAGGGGUGCGCGAGCUCAACCCGCGCCUACACUCAGCGGCGCGAUCGCCAGCCGCCGCCCGCCCAGACCCACACCCCCUUCUCCAACACUCGUCGCCCAGAUAGAUUCCUCAGUGGCCUGCCUCUGGCUACUCACUCCUCUCUCGGCUGGGACUGCGGUUGUAGCGGUCCUCGUUGCGGUAUCGACGAACAACUGGCUCCACACACAAGAAAAUAUGCUCAACCCUUCCUUCAACGGAACAGGCAAAUACGAUUUGGUUGCGAAACAAACAGUUUCUGGACUCUGGCGACUUUGCCAUACUGACCCUGGGAGUACAAUAUUCCGCUGUAAGGAUAUCCCGUACUUCCCAUUAUCUCAGUACAUGCCUGACACCAGCGAUUCGACAAAUGCAAUUCCAUAUGUGGUGACCCGCUCGGCUGCUCCUUUGUUGCUUGCGGUAUUCACGCAAGCUGUGGGCGCGUUGUGUUGCGUCCUCGGGCACUGUGUUAAGGGACGUAGGCUUUGCACCUUCAUUGCCGGAGUUAUGUUCAUCAUUUCAGGUUUAAUAAUGUUGACCGGAAUAAUUAUGUACAUAUCGGUUUUUAAAUCGCAAUUAGGACACAAACUACGAUACAUGACAUUCUUCGAUGCACCCAGAAUGUCCUACAGCUACGGGUAUUCGUUCGGGCUAUACAUUGGCGGUUUUGUCGCAGCAGAGUUGGCUGGGACAUCAGCGAUAUUUUUGUUUCUUCAGUGGUAUCAAAAAGACUGGGUAACAGAGCUCACGGAAAAGGCAAAGGCUGAUUGUCGUGCUUGGGAUAGAGAGUAUGCAUUCUCAGAAUUCAGAGAACGUGACUCUACAAUUUUAGAAAGACGCAUGAUGAAGAGGGACACGUAUCCUCCGUCGGGUUCGUCAGCGGCUACACCGCGUGAAGGCCGCCGCUUCAUAUUCGAUGGUGACGAGCUCCCUCACUGUUCUAUACAUAAGAAUAGAAGAACUAAUUUAAGUUCAGCAUCGCUGAAGGACUUAUCGUCGUCUACCUUAUACGGGUUCCCUGCAGCACCUAGACCGACAGCCUGCGAUAAUUAUUUCGAAGAAUUUAAAGAAGUACCGCAAAGUGCCAAUACUUUAAGUGGGUUGCGAAGCGUAUCGAUAUUCCAAUCUCAAGCGUCUGUAGCCAGCGGGAGAUUUUUGGAUACCUCUGCUGUAGAGCCACCGCCUUCUCAGGAGGAAGAACUAGUGACUUUUGGAGUUGGUGCAAGAAAUAACAAUGGCUUGGACGAUCAACAGGCUAUGCGUCUUGAUCGUGGUGUACACGACCGCGCUGUUGGCACCGACCCCUAUCGUAGGACAACGCCCGUUUGAUCCGAGAUGUCGGGUUACC